AUGGCACAGCAAUUCAAGUUAAAGGACAUCGCCUCGUUGUCCGACCUGAAGCCCGGCGACAAAAUUGAAUCCGAGGUUGAGGGCGUUUCCGAUGGGAAGGUGCUCUUGCUCAACCACGAUAAGAAAAUCCACGCCCUUAGCCCCCGCUGUACGCACUAUGGAGGACCAUUGAAGGGCGGUGUCGUAUCUCCAGAUGGACGAAUCAUGUGUCCCUGGCACGGAGCCUGCUUUAAUGUUGCUACUGGAGACAUUGAAAAUGCACCAGCCCUCAAUGCUCUCAAAACAUUUGAUGUCCUCGAAAAGGACGGCGCAGUCUAUAUCAGCGGGACAGAAGCCGACAUCAAGGCCGGCCAGCGAAGCCCCGGCAUCAAAUGCAGUGCUUCCAAGUCCGAUGAAAAGCUCGUCGUAGUCGGAGGAGGAAGUGGUACAAUCGGCGUUGUCCAAGGCCUCCGUGAGCAGAAAUACACGGGCCAGAUCACUAUCGUUACGCAAGAACCCGACAUGAUCGACCGCCCCAAGCUCUCCAAGGCCCUAAUUACCGACCCAUCCAAGAUCCGCCUCCGGUCUCCUGACUGGUUCAAAGAAGCUGGCAUCGAGAGUGUAUUCGACAAGGUCACAGCAGUCGAUUUUGACUCACAAUCCCUCACCACCGCCUCCGGCAAGACCCUGCCAUACACGAAACUUGUCCUGGCACCGGGCGGCAUCCCCCGCUCCCUCCCCCUCCCAGGCUUCAAAGACCUAUCCAACAUCUUCACCCUCCGCUCCAUCGCAAAUGCCCAAUCCAUUGUCUCCGCCGUCGGCGAAGAAAAAGGUAAGAACAUUGUCGUGAUUGGCAGCAGCUUCAUCGGCAUGGAAAUCGCCAACUCCCUCGCGGAUGGGAACAACGUGACAGUCGUGGGCAUGGAGGCCGCGCCACUGGAGCGCGUGAUGGGCGCACAAGUGGGCCGGAUAUUCCAACGAAACCUGGAGUCUAACGGCGUCAAAUUCAAGCUCGAAGCCGGAGUCAGCAAAGCGACUCCCUCGGCGUCGAACGCGUCCGCCGUCGGCGCCGUGCACCUCGAAGACGGCACCGUGCUGCCUGCAGACGUGGUUGUGGUAGGUGUGGGCGUGCGUCCUGCGACAGAUUUCCUCCAGGGGAAUGCGGCGAUCAAGCUCGAGAAGGACGGGUCUGUGGCGACGGACGCACAUUUUGCGGUGCCCGGGUUAAAGGGCGUCUUUGCGGUGGGCGAUAUCGCGACGUAUCCGUACCAUGGACCCGGUGGAAAUGGCGCGCCGGUGAGGAUCGAGCAUUGGAACGUGGCACAGAACGCCGGCCGAUCCGUUGCGAGGGCGAUAGGCCAUCUGCAGCAUGCGGGACUGGAGUCAUUGAAGGUGCGGUCUUUCAUUCCGGUCUUCUGGUCAGCCCUUGGGGCACAGCUGCGAUACUGCGGUAACACGGUGAAUGGGUUUGACGAUGUGGUCUUGCGUGGGGAGCCUGACAAUGGCAAGUUCGUGGCAUAUUACGCGAAAGGGGAUGUGAUCCUCGCCGUUGCGACGAUGGGGAUGGAUCCUUAUAUGGUGAAGUCGGCGGAACUGAUGCGGAGAGGCAAAAUGCCUAGCAAAAAAGAGAUUGUGGAUGGUGUCGAUGUCCUCGGACUCGAUCUUUAA
Molecule: messenger RNA, 1647 nt
Organism: Penicillium chermesinum
Lineage: Eukaryota; Fungi; Ascomycota; Eurotiomycetes; Eurotiales; Aspergillaceae
Gene: nfr1
Product: putative AIF-like mitochondrial oxidoreductase (Nfrl)
Exons: 3
Coding region: 1-1647 (548 amino acids)
Cellular component (GO): cytoplasm
Molecular function (GO): 2 iron, 2 sulfur cluster binding; oxidoreductase activity, acting on NAD(P)H; flavin adenine dinucleotide binding
Source: RefSeq, a predicted model, not a curated record